AUGCUCAAUCUGUGGAAACAACUCCAUGACGGAGGAUUUCCGGUCAGCAACUCGACGAGAGAGUCCGCACAACGAAGAGACGGCCGAGAAAAGACAAUGGAAAGCGAAGAGAGGGCCGAGAGAAAUCGGAUCUUAUGGGCCGGAUUGUUUGAGUUAUUGGAAUUCGAUCCACUUAAAGGCUCAUCCCUGCCCAAAACAAGUGGAUUUAGCGCCCCCCCCCCUUGGCCAAGUUGGAUUAUUAGGGCGAACAAAGUGCGCUAAUAGCAAGAAGAUGAGCAAAGGGGGUUACGGUAGAGUUUUUUGGGGCUUAGCGAUGCUGUAUUUUUUGUAAAAGCUUGCUGAUAAUCAUAAAAAAUAAUCCGGUUUUUCUGUUACGUCGAAUUUUUGGCAAUCGGACGAAAUCGGAAAGGCCCAUUACUCUGAUUUCUGAUUUUUCCGAGGGCAUAAUUUUCCUUGUCUAACAAGGGAUUGGCGAAUAGUUGCAACCUGUUUCUUAACGAAAGCUAUAUCAUUUGAAAGAGCAUUAAAAAUAAUAGAUAGAGCAAAAAAAUUAGCUUCCUAAUUUCACUUUGGACAAAGUUAUAGCCAAAACACAGAUUUUAGAAUAACAUUGAUAACCCCUUUCAUAAAGCGGUCGUAUCUGUGCCGUAAGGUAAAUUAGGCAGCUAGUUUUUGUACACUAUUUUUAAUGCUCUUUCAAGUGAUAUAUGUUUCGUUUAUAAAACGGGUUGCACCUAUAAUAUUUGCCGAUUCUUUGUAAAAGAUUUGCUUUACUAACUGUAAGUUUACGCUUUGUUUCAGCGCAACUCCUUGCAAUGACGGCCAAAUUUGGGAUCGCCGACCUUUUGGAGGCCCCUGCAACAACCUCAUCCGCCAAAUCCACUGGCCCUAUAUGUCAGACCAUGUCGUUUUUCGAUGUGAUUUACCCGCGUUUGUCCAAUCAACGGGUCGACACGUUUGAUGAAAAAAAUGAGGCCAACGAUAUUAGUAAGCUACAAAAAACAGGCCCCAGUACAGUGGAUCAAAUAAAUGUGAAAAAUUUUUCAAUUUUCAGACAGUAUUUGCAAAGUGAUCUUCAAGCAGAUGAACAAAAACAAACGAACUCGCACUUCGUUUACGCAAUAUCAGCUGGAUGCCUUGGAAGAAGCGUUCAAAUUGAGUCACUAUGUGUCAAGUGUGGAGCGAAAAACUAUUGCAAACAAGUUGGGGCUCAAUGAAACACAAGUAGGAUUACUUUUCGGUUAAAUUUCAAGGUUUUCCUAAAGGCAAUAAGCGAUUUUUUUGAGGAAAAGUGUAAAAAAUUGGGUUUUUUCUAUUAAAAUAGCAAUUUUUCUCAAAAAAGCGGAUAAAAAUAAAAAUUGUGCGUUGUGUAGAAUGAAUAAAUACUAUAGUAAUUAUAUUUUUCAACGAUUAAAAAUACUAAAACUACAAUAAUUUGAAUUGAAAAACGCGAAAAAGGGAAUUGCAUUGGCCGGGAAUCGAACCCGGGUCGCCCGCGUGGCAGGCGAGCAUUCUACCACUGAACCACCAAUGCACACUUUCGAGUUCGCUAAACUUUUUAUCCCUUCGCUUUCAGGUCAAAGUCUGGUUUCAAAAUCGUCGAACCAAGCACAAAAAAGUGGAUUUCACGGAAAACGAGGAAAUCGCCGCGGGCGAAAAUAAUUAA
Molecule: messenger RNA, 1666 nt
Organism: Bursaphelenchus xylophilus (pine wood nematode)
Lineage: Eukaryota; Metazoa; Nematoda; Chromadorea; Rhabditida; Aphelenchoididae
Source: the annotation of a GenBank genome assembly